This is a messenger RNA of Thamnophis sirtalis, 2663 nucleotides long. NCBI's taxonomy places the organism in Eukaryota, Metazoa, Chordata, Lepidosauria, Squamata, Natricidae. The record is from RefSeq and is a predicted model, not a curated record.
AUGAUCUAUCAGCUUUGUCGGCACUCGCAGUACCACACUACCUCAGGAGAACGAUCAAGGAAUAGCCUGAUCCAAAACGCUUACAAUUCUCUACUGCGAGGCAUUCCGUCCAUCGAUGUCACGGGAGAUUUUAUUCCUUGUGAACUUUUGCUCACCGGAGACCAAGCCUUCCCGGUGCUUAUAGGUUCGAACGGGCAAGUUCUGAUUGCAGCAGCCCAAUAUGGGAAAGGCCGGGUGGUGGUCACUGCCCAUGAAUCCAUGAUACAGCUUCCACAGUUCUUGCCGUUCAUUAAAAAUGCCCUGGACUGGCUCAGGCCUUCCCCAACGGCACUCAUAGGAGUCCAUGGAAGUCUGGAUGCCCUCUCCAAAUUGCUCCUCAGUAAUGGCAUUAAAGUUCAACCAGAUGCAACCCUUGAGGACCCCCUGGGAGUAUUCUUCAGAGAUGCCUACGAUAGCGCACAGGCUGAUGACCUUGUGCAGUUCAUAAAAAGGGGUGGGGGUCUGCUCAUUGGUGGCCAAGCCUGGCUGUGGUCACAUCAGCAUGGGAAGGAGGGAGUCCUGGUUCAAUUUCCUGGAAAUCUGAUGACUGGUGCAGCUGGAGUAUAUUUCACUGCCAGGGAGGGAGAAAAUGGGAUCUUCUGCGUCCCUGAAAAAAUAUGGAAUGAUCCUAGUAUCCUUCAACCAACAACUAGCUCCAUCAACAUCCAACAUGAUUACAAUUCUCUGGUGCAAGGUAUUCAGUUCAUUGAUGUCAGGAGAGAUUUUAUUCCUUGUGAACUUUUGCUCACCGGAGACCAAGCUUUCCCACUGCUUGUGGGUUCAAACGGGCAGGUUCUGAUUGCUGCAUCCCAAUAUGGGAAAGGCCGGAUGGUGGUCGCUGCGCAUGAAGCCAUGAUACAGCUUCCAGAGUUCUUGCCGUUCAUUAAAAAUGCUCUGGACUGGCUCAAGUCUUCUCCAACGGCACGCAUAGGAGUCCACAGAAGCCUGGAGGCCCUCUCCAAGUUGCUCCUCAGUAAUGGCAUUAAAGUUCAACCAGAUGCAACACUUGAGAGAUCCCUUGGAGUAUUCUGCAGAGAUGCCUACGAUAGUGCACAGGCUGAUGAUCUUCUGAAGUUUGUAAAGAGAGGCGGUGGACUGCUCAUUGGUGGCCAAGCUUGGCACUGGUCAUCUGAACAUGGGAAGGAGGGAGUCCUGAUUUAUUUUCCUGGAAACCUGGUGACCAGUGUGGCUGGAGUGUAUUUCACUGGCAAUGUGGGAGAAAAUGGGGUUUUCCCUGUGCCUGAAAAAAUUCCCAGGAUUCCCCUGUUCACCGAGCAUGGAUUAGACAUAGAAAGGGAUCUCACGGAUCUUUUGAAUGGAGUGGAGAGAUUCAACUUCAGGGGUCUAAUGAUACCAUCUCCCUUGCUUAUCCAUGGAGCCUUGGCAUUUCCAGUUGGCAUAAGUGAUACCUACGACGCCUUCCUGGCAGCUGCCUACUAUGGCCGAGGACGCAUUAUAGUCUUCUCUCGUGAAGGCUUCCUUACGAUGUCAUCCAUGAUCAUUUUCUUCUUCAAUGCCAUCACUUGGCUUUCUGCUGGAAGGGUAAGAAAGGUGGGCGUUGCAUACAGUUUACCGGAACUUUACUCCAUGUUAAAUCAAACCAUAUUUCCCUGUGAGCUAACCAACUUUAAGAAAGGUCUGGGCAUAUACUGUUGUAAGGUCUACGAUGUCACAGCGGUGGAAAGGAUCCAGGAAUUUGUCUCUGAAGGAGGAGGACUCCUAAUUGGGGGUCAGUCUUGGCAUUGGGCUUCUGUGAAUCCUGACUCCAGUGCUAUUGCAGAAUAUCCAGGAAAUAAGAUCCUGAAUAAGUUUGGGAUUGGGAUUGUUGGAAAAUUCCUUGAAGUAUCUGAAACCAACUAUCCCGCUGGAGAGGCCAGCGAAGUAGCUUCCACUUAUCAUUUCCGGAAAGCAUUCUUGAAGUUCAAGGAACAUAUUCGAAACGAGCAGAUUCUACAACCACCGUAUUCCUUGUGGUUCCAGAAGUUGGCGCAAGACAUUGCGAUAUUCCUUGAGAUCCCAGCUAUGAACUCCCGUUCUUUCUCUUCGGUUCAUGAAGAAGUUGUAGAGUUGGUUCAAAUUAAUGGGAUUCCUGAGGUCAGUGUGCACAGGUCAAUCCACGCCAAUACAGACCACGCCAUCUUACUUCAAAUAGCUUCUGUGCUCUAUAACGUUCUGCCAGAGUUUCAAGCCUUAGUACCCAGCCUGAUGCCAAAUGAUCCAAAUUCUUAUCCUACAGCACCUCCUCAAAACAUUCAAAUCAACGGAAGCAACACAGAUUCCAAGCACACUGACUAUCCGAUCAUCAUGAAUUUGUGGGCUGUGCCUGCCCUCGUAGACGUGCAAGCUUUCUACGCCAAAGGAACCUGGGGCCCAAUCCACGAACUGGGUCAUAACCAGCAGAAAAUUGGAUGGGAGUUCUCACCCUAUACGGAGGAAGCCACCUGCAACCUCUUUUCCGUUUACGUCAAUGAGACCGUGCUGAGCAUCCCCCGGGAAACAGCCCACCCACAGCUUCAACCGCAGGCAAGGAAGGAGAGGAUUGAGAAGUACAUUAGAAAUGGAGCUAAUCUGAAGGAUUUUGAAGUGUUCACUGCACUUGAACCCUACUUGCAGGUAAGAAAGCU